Molecule: messenger RNA, 5650 nt
Organism: Dromaius novaehollandiae (emu)
Lineage: Eukaryota; Metazoa; Chordata; Aves; Casuariiformes; Dromaiidae
Gene: NDST1
Product: N-deacetylase and N-sulfotransferase 1
Exons: 15
Coding region: 522-3155 (877 amino acids)
Cellular component (GO): Golgi apparatus
Molecular function (GO): deacetylase activity; heparan sulfate N-sulfotransferase activity
Source: RefSeq, a predicted model, not a curated record
AGGCCGCGGCCGGCGGGGCGGGCCGAGCCGCGCCGAGCUGAGCUGAGUCGAGCCGGGCGGCGGCGGCGAGGCGGCGCGGCGCUCCCGGCGGCGGCGGCGGCGAGGCGCGGCGCGGCGCGGCCGGGCGCGGGCAUGCAGGGCGUGAAGCAGUGUUGCAGGACUGAGGCACCCCGGGGAGCUGCCAUGCCCGCGCGCCCACUGAGACGCGCCGACGCCGCCCUCCGCCCCUUUGCCCCUCUGAGGCCAUGGUGCUGAUCCUGGGAUGCUGCUGCAGGGAUUUCAGCUCUGAAAGGGGACUCUCAAUGGAUUUGCCAUGGUGACAUGAAGCAGACAGUGAGGGACACCGGACUGUCGGAGGGGAGAGAGCCUGCACAUGCACAUGCAGCCUGCUAGUAUUUUAAUUUAUUAUUAGUAUUGUUCAAUUUUCUUUUACCUUUUUUUUUCUUCCCCUCCCCUGGGGUUUGAAAGGGGAGGGGAGUGGGCAAAGGAGAGGGGCCUGAAUUUGCUCUGCAGAUGCAAGGAUGACUGUGCUGGCGAGGGUCCGGAGGAGUAUCCGACAGGUAUCUCCACAGGUUGUGUUGCUCCUGCUCUUUGCCUUCUGCCUGCUCAGUGUUUUUGUCUCUGCGUAUUAUUUAUAUGGGUGGAAAAGGGGCUUGGAGCCCUCCGGGGAUGUGCCAGGGCCAGACUGCGAUGAACCCAAAGUCGCCCCCUCCCGCUUGCUCCCGCUGAAGGCCCUCAAGGUGGCCGAUUCCUCCCGCACGGACCCCUUGGUGCUGGUGUUUGUGGAAAGCCUCUACUCUCAGCUGGGCCAAGAGAUUGUGGCCAUUUUGGAGUCGAGCCGCUUCAAAUACAGGACAGAGAUCGCCCCGGGGAAAGGGGACAUGCCCACACUGACCGACAAGGACCGGGGACGCUUUGCGCUCAUCAUUUACGAGAACAUCCUCAAAUACGUCAACCUGGACGCCUGGAACCGCGAGCUGCUGGACAAGUACUGCGUGGAGUACGGCGUGGGCAUCAUCGGGUUCUUCAAGGCCAAUGAGAACAGCCUGCUGAGUGCUCAGCUGAAGGGUUUCCCCCUUUUCCUCCACUCCAACCUCGCGCUGAAGGACUGCAGCAUCAACCCCAAGUCACCCCUCCUGUACAUCACGCGCCCUAGCGAGGUGGAGAAGGGAGUGCUCCCAGGGGAGGACUGGACCGUCUUCCAGUCCAACCACUCCACCUAUGAGCCGGUCCUCCUGGCCAAGACCAAGUCGGCAGAGUCAAUCCCACACAUGAGCGUGGACGCAGCACUGCACACCACCGUGAUGCAGGACCUGGGUCUUCAUGAUGGCAUCCAGAGGGUGCUUUUCGGCAACAACCUCAACUUCUGGCUGCACAAACUGGUCUUUGUGGACUCCGUCUCCUUCCUAACAGGCAAGAGGCUCUCCCUGCCCCUUGACCGCUACAUCCUGGUGGACAUUGAUGACAUCUUUGUGGGCAAGGAAGGCACUCGCAUGAAGGUGGAAGAUGUCAAGGCGCUGUUCGACACUCAAAAUGAGCUGCGCACCCACAUCCCAAAUUUCACCUUCAACCUGGGAUACUCAGGGAAAUUCUUCCACACAGGUACCGAUGCUGAGGAUGAAGGCGAUGAUCUGUUGCUGUCCUACGUGAGGGAGUUCUGGUGGUUCCCACACAUGUGGAGUCACAUGCAGCCUCAUCUCUUCCACAACCAGUCGGUUCUUGCAGAGCAGAUGACCUUAAACAAGAAGUUCGCUGUCGAACAUGGCAUCCCCACUGAUAUGGGGUACGCAGUGGCCCCCCACCACUCGGGCGUGUACCCCGUCCAUGUGCAGUUAUACGAAGCUUGGAAGCAGGUUUGGUCAAUCAAAGUCACGAGCACGGAGGAGUAUCCCCACCUGAAACCUGCUCGCUAUCGCCGUGGCUUCAUCCAUGAUGGCAUCAUGGUACUGCCCCGGCAAACCUGCGGCCUCUUCACACACACCAUCUUCUACAAUGAAUACCCUGGUGGCUCCAAUGAGCUGGACAAAAUCAUCAACGGGGGUGAACUGUUCCUGACUGUGCUCCUUAACCCUAUCAGCAUCUUCAUGACUCAUCUGUCCAAUUACGGCAACGAUCGCCUGGGCUUGUACACCUUCAAACAUCUGGUCCACUUCCUCAACUCCUGGACCAACUUGAAGCUGCAGACGCUGCCACCUGUGCAGCUGGCACAGAAAUACUUCCAGAUCUUCUCUGAGGAGAAGGACCCUCUGUGGCAGGAUCCCUGUGAAGACAAGCGGCACAAAGACAUUUGGUCUAAAGAAAAGACCUGUGACCGGUUCCCAAAGCUCCUCAUCAUUGGGCCUCAAAAAACAGGAACGACUGCCCUUUAUCUCUUCUUGGGGAUGCACCCAGACCUGAGCAGCAACUACCCCAGCUCGGAGACCUUCGAGGAGAUACAGUUCUUCAACGGACACAACUAUCACAAGGGCAUUGACUGGUACAUGGAGUUCUUCCCUAUCCCCUCCAAUACCACCUCUGACUUCUACUUUGAAAAAAGUGCCAACUACUUUGACUCGGAAGUGGCUCCCAGGCGGGCUGCAGCCCUGCUCUCCAAGGCCAAGGUCAUCACGAUCCUCAUCAACCCUGCAGAUCGAGCCUACUCCUGGUAUCAGCAUCAGCGAGCUCACGAUGACCCGGUUGCUCUGAAAUACACCUUCCACGAGGUGAUUACAGCUGGACCCGAGGCCACUGCUAAGCUCCGGACCCUGCAGAACCGCUGCCUGGUCCCAGGCUGGUACGCUACCCACAUCGAGCGCUGGCUGAAUAACUACCAUGCCAACCAGAUCCUCGUGCUGGAUGGCAAACUGCUCCGAACAGAACCCGCCAAAGUGAUGGAAACAGUCCAGAAAUUCCUUGGUGUGACCAACUUCAUUGAUUAUCACAAAACCCUGGCGUUUGAUCCAAAGAAAGGAUUCUGGUGUCAGCUUCUGGAAGGAGGAAAAACCAAAUGCUUGGGAAAAAGCAAAGGGAGGAAGUACCCUGAGAUGGAUUCAGACUCGCGAGCUUUCCUGCGGGACUAUUACAGGGACCAUAACAUCGAGCUGUCCAAGCUCCUGUACAAAAUGGGCCAGACGCUGCCCACCUGGCUGCGGGAGGAGCUGCAGAACACCAGGUAGCUGCUGCCUGCCGCCGUCCUGAGCAAUAGCGGAGUGAGGCUGCGAGGAAGACCUCCCGUCUGACACCGAGCCGAACCCGUGGAGGGGGGAGCGUUUCUGAGCAAUAUUCAGCUGCGGCCUUCGAAGGAGACCCCGAGGAGCCCGCGGCAGCUGCCGAGCGGAGAGUGGGAUGGCUGUGCCCAAGGCCGUGUGAGCUGCGGCCUGACUUUGCGGUCCCAGCACUACGACCUCUCCACGUACCCCCAAAUCCAUUCUUUUUUCUUUUUAAUUCUUGGGCUUGUCAAAGAGGUCAUUUGUCAUCCUGUUCUGAUGGGGAAAUGGGGAACUGGUGCAAAUUCUCUAUUUCUCUACCUGGCAGAGGUCCUAACUCCCCUCGGCCUGAGAGCAGCAUCAGAGCAGUUCUCUACCUCCUCGUCAGAUGAUGGGGAAGCAGCUCCAGGCACACCGAAGAUAACUUUUGCUGGUCUGGAGCAGAGGAAAGGAGCUGUUAGAAAGCCAAAGCCUGAAGUGACCCUGCAGUGUAGCCCAAGAGCAGGAAACAGGAGUGUGUAACAGUGGUUUGCUGGAUUCCCCCAAAAUCUAGUGUUCAAAGCUGAGAAAAAGGUGUCUUUUUUAUUUUUAAAGACUUGGGCAGUAUUUUUUUGUCAUCUUUGUUUGUUUUUUAAUCUCCUCAACCUCUUAUUCCCAGUCCAUGGGCAGUGUGAUGGGAAAGCUGUCACCCAGGAGAACUGAACUGAGAACUGGCCUCGACAAAGUUCCCCGGACGACAUCCGCCCCAUCCCCCUGAUCGUGCGUUGCAAUGUUUUACACGCGUGGUAUUUUCUGUGGUAAAGCUGAGGGGCUGUCUGGCAGCCCUGGCGGCCGGUGCCCUCCGGUGCGCUCCAGACCCCGGCUCAGAACAGAGCGGGCUCUUGCGGACAAGGCGGAUUUUGGGAUAACGGCGGUCAGAAGGAUGCCGAGAACUUCAAACCUCUUGAAUAUUAAAAGCUAAAGUAUUUUAAUAAUGUUGGGUUGGGUGGGAGGGUUUUUUGUUCUAUUUUGCAGGGGAUUGUUUUUCUUUGGUGCCAGAAUUUGUACCUAAGCCUCUAGGAUUUUAUUUCGUCUCCUUACCUGUUACACAAGAAGUGGACAAAGGUCAGUGGGGAAAUGGGAAGGUUUCUUGCUCUGGCUUCCAAGCUGGAGACAGACACAUCUUUAUACUUGUAACAGUGACAUACAGAAGCUGCACCUCUAUUUCUGCCUCUCUCCCAGCGCCCCACUACAUGCUCUGAUUUUUGCUGCCAGUGUUUCAUCGGUGAAGCUUGCAAACACACCACUCUCUCUAGCUACCCUGGGAGAGUGUGUGCAUGAGGGUGAGUGUGUGUGUGUGUGUGCGUGCAUGAGUGUGUGUGUACCUGUCUGUGCAUGCUGCAGCAGUGCCAAGACUGAGCCAUCGUGAGUUUAUGUGGAGAAGGGCCCAGGUUUCUCUUCGGAUGGAGCUGUUCGGACAUGUGUGCCAAAGGUUCGGGAAGGGCAGCCCUGUGGGCGACCCUUUGUGGCAGGCUGGGAACGGAAGAGGGGGCUUUCUUUGCUCGCCAGCCCAAGAACCCAGCAAUUUUCGUACGUUAGGAAAGAAGAGGUGGUGAGAGCUGUGCAAGGAGCAGCUGUUGUGGGCCAAGUGCCGCAGGGCCCCUGCAGGAGUGAGGAAGAGCCUAGGGUCUGCCCUGCCCUGGGGCAGCUGAGCAGUCGCUGUCCAUCUCGGUGGCUCCCUUCAUCCUGAGGUCUUCUCAUGCCUGUAGCUGCACUGAGUGGCUGGGCUGUGGCUGUGGCGAAGGGCUGCCCUUUCCCUUCACGAGGGGGUGCAGAGCUGGCAAAAUACAGCACGCUUUUCAGACCAUUUCCAAGGCAUCGAUAGCAUUGUCGCAGGAGAAGCCAAAGGCCUUAAUUUCCCCCGAGCUGGUGGUACUGCAGAGGGAGACUGGAGGGAGGGAAGGACAAGUGCUUUCUCCAGCCCGGGGGAAGUUUGGCCCUUCGUGGCAGUGCAUUUGAUGGUUGGCUCCUGAGGAAGGUGGUGGGAGCUCUGCGGCCGCCCUUGCGCUGCCGGCGGAGCUGGGCAGCUGCAGCACUGCCCCACGAGGUGAGCAGCGGUGGGAAGCCGCGGUGGUGGUUGCAGCAGCUGCCCUGGGCUCGGGAGCAAAUUCAGGGCAGCAGCGGGGGAGAGCGUCAGAAAUGCUGGGCUUUUCCACUCCCUUUGUUUAGUUUUGUCUCCGACAGCGGGGUGGGCCCCUCUGGGAGCGGGAGUUCCCACCGUUUUAUUUUUGCAUGAAACUCUAGUGAUCCCCGGGGGAGGGCCAGGGCCGAGGGAGGGCUGGGGCAAGGAUGCUGCACUGUUCCCAUUGCCCCUCCGUUUGGCCCUUUUCAAGCCCGGUCCCUUCUGGUUGCAUUCAGAGCUUCCCGGUCACUAAUGUAAGGUCCUGUUGAACUAACUGCUAAUAAAAUGGGGUUCUUUAGUUUUA